Molecule: messenger RNA, 770 nt
Organism: Mycena citricolor
Lineage: Eukaryota; Fungi; Basidiomycota; Agaricomycetes; Agaricales; Mycenaceae
Source: the annotation of a GenBank genome assembly
GCACCUGAGAACCCCCGCUCCUGUUUCGGGAUGGAAGGAUACCCCGUGACUCGACAGAGAGGGAAGCAACGAGCGCUGCUCCGCGCUACGGCCCUAUCAUCGAGAAGAAGAUUCGCUGAUCUGCGGAACGACCUGGCUGUUCCAGUUGAAACGUUGCUGACCUGUCAGGGUGGGCGUUUACCAGUCCAAGUCCUUUCCCGCACUCUGCACGGAUCUGCGCGUAUGGGGCAGCACGCACCGAGUAUCUACUUUUGAUCUAAUCGACAUUGGGCCUGUUGAGACUCUCGCUCAAAGUCGGUGUGUUGAGCCGAGCCCUGAUCAGCCCCCUGGUUUGACGGUCGAGAGUCCAACAAAUAUGUCGUGGGGCGUAUAGCCCCAUAUGCGCGGUUAUCGUCUCUCUAUUCCCUUUACAACCCCCUUUGUCAGCAUUCUUGGUCUGGCUGCAAUCACCACUUCGACGACCUGAAUGGCCAACUCCGUCACUCACAAAAUUGAUGUCACAAGUCCGCUGCUCCAGUACAACGGCAAUUGGCUCCGCGGUGGCACCGAUGGGGACCUGGAGCAGAUCAGAUACGACCAGUUUACUUUUGUCUACUGCUCCAUUGGCGACACGUGCAGCAUAUCGCUCACCUUCAGAGGCACGGAGUUCCAUGCUAUCGGCGCGUUCCGGGGCGACUCGGGCGCGAUCCAGUGAGCACAGUUUUUUUUUUUUUCAAUUAGCGAAUAUUAGCGGACUGAAGCGUGCAGGGCCCAGCUCGAUGAUCAGAGCG